AUGGCUCUACUGUGCGCGCUGCUGUCCUGCCUGCUGCCCUGGCACUGCGCGCUCUGCGCCGCCGCGGGCAGACGGACCCCAGAGCUGCGCCUCUCUGGAAAGCUCAGUGACUAUGAUGUGACAGUCCCCUGCAGCACAGACUUUCGUGGACACUUCCUCUCCCAUGUGGUAUCUGGACCAGCAGCAGCCCCCUCAGGGAUCGUGGUAGUGGACAAGCCACCCAGACUACCAUCACAGCCCCAUCACCUCCGGGUGGCUCGCAGUGCCCUGCAGCCAGAAGGAGGGACCCUAUGGCCUGGCAGGCCGGGGCACUACUCUGUCUACUUCAACGUGACUGUUUUCGGAAAGGAACUGCACUUGCGCCUGCGGCCCAACCAGAGGUUGGUGGUGCCAGGAGCCUCGGUGGAGUGGCAGGAGGAUUUUCGGGAGCUGUUCCGGCAGCCCUUGCGGCAGGAGUGUAUGUACACUGGAAGUGUCACCGGAAUGCCUGGGGCAGCUGUUGCCAUCAGCAACUGUGACGGAUUGGCAGGCCUCAUCCGCACAGACAGCACCGACUACUUCCUUGAGCCUCUGGAGUGGGGGCAGCAGGAGCAGGAGGUCAGCGGGAGGACGCACGUGGUGUACCGCCGGGAAGCUGUCCAGCAAGAGAGGGCAGAGCCUCACGGGGACCUUCACAAUGAAGCCUUUGGCCUGGGUGACCUUCCCAAUCUGCUGGGCCUGGUGGGGGACCAGCUGGGCGAAGCAGAGCGGAAGCGACGACACACCAAGCCGGGCAGCUAUAGCAUCGAGGUGUUGCUGGCGGUGGAUGACUCAGUGGUUCGCUUCCAUGGCAAGGAGCAUGUGCAGAACUACGUCCUCACCCUCAUGAACAUUGUAAAUGAGAUUUACCAUGACGAGUCCCUGGGGGCCCAUAUAAACAUUGCCCUUGUCCGCUUGAUUAUGGUUGGCUACCAACAGUCCCUGAGCCUGAUCGAGCAUGGGAACCCCUCACGCAGCCUGGAACAGGUGUGUCGCUGGGCAUACUCCCAGCAGCGCCAGGACCCCAGCCAUGCUGAGCACCAUGACCACGUCAUCUUCCUCACCCGGCAGGACUUUGGGCCCUCAGGGUAUGCGCCUGUCACUGGAAUGUGCCACCCCCUGAGAAGCUGUGCCCUCAACCACGAGGAUGGCUUCUCCUCAGCCUUCGUGGUGGCCCAUGAGACUGGCCAUGUGCUCGGCAUGGAGCACGAUGGUCAGGGGAAUGGCUGUGCAGACGAGACCAGCCUGGGCAGUGUCAUGGCGCCCCUGGUGCAGGCUGCCUUCCACCGCUUCCACUGGUCACGCUGCAGCAAGCUGGAGCUCAGCCGCUACCUCCCCUCCUACAACUGCCUCCUCGACGACCCCUUUGAGCCCACCUGGCCCCAGCCCCCAGAGCUGCCUGGGAUUGACUACUCAAUGGAUGAGCAGUGCCGCUUUGAUUUUGGCACCGGAUACCAGACCUGCUUGGCGUUCAGGACUUUUGAGCCCUGCAAGCAACUGUGGUGCAGCCACCCUGACAACCCGUACUUCUGCAAGACCAAGAAGGGGCCCCCCCUGGAUGGGACCGACUGUGCACCAGGCAAGUGGUGCUUCAAAGGUCAUUGCAUCUGGAAGUUGCCAGAGCAGACUUACGGCCAGGAUGGAGGCUGGAGCUCCUGGACCAAGUUUGGGUCAUGUUCGCGGUCAUGUGGAGGUGGGGUGCGAUCCCGCAGCCGGAGCUGUGACAACCCCCCCCCAGCCUACGGAGGUCGUCCAUGCUCAGGGCCCAUGUUCGAGUACCAGGUCUGCAACAGCGAGGAAUGCCCCGGGCCCUACGAGGACUUCCGGGCCCAGCAGUGUGCCAAGCGCAACUCCUACUACACUCACCAGAACGCCAAGCACAGCUGGGUCCCUUAUGAGCCUGACGAAGAUGCCCAGAACUGUGAGCUGAUCUGCCAGUCAGCGGACACCGGGGACGUGGUAUUUAUGAACCAGGUGGUCCAUGAUGGGACACGUUGCAGCUACCGGGACCCGUACAGCCUCUGUGCCCGUGGCGAGUGUGUGCCCGUCGGCUGUGACAAGGAGGUGGGGUCCAUGAAGGCAGACGACAAGUGUGGGGUCUGUGGUGGCGACAACUCCCACUGCAGGACCGUGAAGGGGACUCUGGGCAAGGCCUCCAAGCAGGCAGGAGCUCUUGAACUGGUGCAGGUCCCGGCAGGUGCCAGGCACAUCCAGAUUGAGGCACUGGAGAAGGCCCCCUACCACAUUGCGGUGAAGAACCAGGUCACGGGCAGCUUCAUCCUCAACCCCAAUGGCAAGAAAGCCACGAGCCGGACCUUCAUUGCAAUGGGUCUGGAGUGGGAGUACGUGGUAGAGGAUGCGCAGGAAAGCCUCAAGACCAGUGGGCCCCUGCCUGAGGCUGUUGCUGUCAUGGUGCUCCCCCCGGCUGAGGGCAGCCCCCACAGCAGCCUGGCCUACAAGUAUGUCAUCCACGAGGACCUGUUGCCCCUUAUCGGGAGCAACAAUGUGCUCCUGGAGGAAACGGACACGUAUGAGUGGGCGCUCAAGAGCUGGGCCCCCUGCACCAAGGCCUGCGGAGGAGGUAUCCAGUUCACCAAAUACGGCUGCCGGCGCAGACGUGACCACCACAUGGUGCAGCGGCACCUGUGCGACCACAGGAAGAGGCCCAAGCCCAUCCGCCGGCGCUGCAACAAGCACCCAUGCCCCCAGCCCGUGUGGGUGACGGAGGAGUGGGGCGCCUGCAGCCGGAGCUGCGGGAAGCUGGGAGUGCAGACGCGGGGGGUGCAGUGCCUGUUGCCCCUCUCCAACAGCACCCACAAAGCCAUGCCGGCCAAGGCCUGCCCCGGGGACCGGCCUGAGGCCCGGCGGCCCUGCCUCCGCCUGCCCUGCCCAGCCCAGUGGCGGACAGGAGCCUGGUCCCAGUGCUCUGCCACUUGCGGAGAGGGAAUCCAGCAGCGGCAGGUGGUGUGUCGGACCAACACCAACAGUCUUGGGCAGUGCGAGGGGGACAAGCCAGACACCGUCCAGGUCUGCAGCCUGCCCGCCUGUGCAGGACAUCUCCAGAACUCCUCGGUGAAGGCUGACAUAUGGGAACUUGUGACUCCAGAGGGGCAGUGGGUGCCACAGUCUGGGCCCCUAUACCCCAUCAACAAGAUCUCAUCAACAGAGCCCUGCUUGGGGGACAGGUCCAUUUUCUGCCAGAUGGAAGUGCUCAAUCGCUACUGCUCCAUCCCGGGCUACCACCGGCUGUGCUGCGAGUCCUGUACCAAGAAGGUCUCAGCCCCCAACACUAGCUCAGACCCCGGCCUGGCCUCACCACUCCACUUCUCCACUCCUGGGAGCCCCUUACCAGGACCCAAGGCCACUCCAGAUGCUGUGGAGCCCACUGGGGAGCCAACGGGAUCAGAUGACCAUCAGCAUGGCCAACCCACACAGCUCCCAGGACCUCUGGACACAAGCUCCCCAGUGACCCAGCAUCACUUUGCCCCCCAGAAACCAAGCCCUGGCACUUACCCUACCACCCCCCGGGCACCUAUGCCGGCCUCUGAGGAUAAAGGGCAGCCCAGGGAAGACCCGAAGUAUCCAGGCACCAGCCUUCCUGCCACCUCCCCAGUGACAUGAGCCACACCCCGCCCAUCCCACCAGUCAUGUUUACACUCUGUGCUGCCCC
Messenger RNA from Galeopterus variegatus (Sunda flying lemur), 3688 nucleotides. RefSeq names its product ADAM metallopeptidase with thrombospondin type 1 motif, 14 (gene ADAMTS14). Gene Ontology annotation, molecular function: metalloendopeptidase activity. Bases 1 to 3639 code for a protein of 1212 amino acids. Gene Ontology annotation, cellular component: extracellular matrix. Lineage: Eukaryota; Metazoa; Chordata; Mammalia; Dermoptera; Cynocephalidae. Gene Ontology annotation, biological process: extracellular matrix organization; proteolysis. The record is from RefSeq and is a predicted model, not a curated record. The transcript has 22 exons.